CUCCCUCUCCCCAGUCUGCACUGCAUACAUAGCCAUAUCAUAUCAUAACAUUUCAUCCACAUCCCAAAAAUUUUAUAAACAAAUCCAAACACCCACCUCUCCCCUUCUCUCUUCCACUUCCUCCUCCCCCAUCAACUUCAUAACCCCCAAAAUCCUCCCUCUCCUUACUCUUUAUUUUAUUCAUAUCUCCCCAAAACCCACCAAUCAUUUACCUUGUUUCAGUUCAGGAGCUAGACAGAGAGAUAGAAUAUAUAUAUAUAUAUAUAAUAUAAAAUUAAAAAAAAAGGCAAAAACAAAAGAGAAGGAGAGAAAGGAUCAACAAAGAUGAAAGGUGAAUAUGUUGACAGCAAGAGUGAGUCCCAAAACAUCUUCUCCAAGCUUCACCACCAAAACCUCCACCACCCCCAGCCCCAACACCCCCACUUACACCACCACCCCCACCAAUUUUCCAACCCUUUCCAAGUCAUCCCCCACCGUGAAUGCCAAACCUCUGAAGAAGAAGACACCAGCCGAACCAGCAGCGGCACCGCCACCGUCACCAACACCAACCCAUCUCCCCACAACCCCCACCCCACCUCCUCCGCCGACCCCAUCAACAAUAACAAUCCUUCUGCCGACGGAGCCACCAUUGAAGUCAUCCGACGGCCCCGAGGCCGCCCACCUGGCUCCAAAAACAAACCCAAGCCCCCCGUCAUAAUAACCCGCGACUCCGAGCCUCCAAUGAGCCCCUACAUUCUCGAAGUCCCCUCCGGAAACGAUGUCGUCGAAGCUGUUUCUCACUUCUGUUCUCGCAAAAACAUCGGGCUCUGCGUUCUCACAGGCUCCGGAACCGUGGCUAAUGUCACCCUUCGCCAGCCGUCAACCACGCCAGGCGCCACCGUCAUUUUUCACGGCCGUUUCGACAUCCUCUCCAUCUCCGCUACUUUCCUCCCCCGCUCGUCGCCGUCUUGCCCCAUAUCCAUCCCCAGCGGCUUCACCAUCUCUCUGGCGGGCCCGCAGGGUCAGAUCGUUGGAGGCCUCGUGGCCGGGGCCCUUACCGCCGCCGGAACGGUUUACCUAGUCGCCGCGUCGUUUAACAAUCCUUCUUAUCAUCGCCUCCCCGUGGAAGAUGAGGUGGUCAGGAACUCGGGCUCGGGUGAGGUCCAUUCGCCGCAGCUGUCCGGGGGUGCAGAGAGUGGAGGACACGCGCCGCAGCCUUCACAGUCGUGUGGGAUGCCCAUGUACAGCAGUCACAUGCCUACUGAUAUAAUAUGGGCUCCAACUGCAAGGCAACCACCACCUCCGCCUUACUGAAAAUGUUGAUUAAUUUUCUGUCUCUUUUUUCUUCUCCUUUUUUGUUUUGUUUUUUAUUUUAUUUUCAGUGAGUACUCAGAGUAGUUAGUGUUGAUUAGAAACUAGAAGUUGGUUUUAUUAUUAUCUGAGUUUGGGUACUUAAAAAUAUUGAAGUUCUUGUCUAAUUUCUAUGUGAAUUCCCAUUGCUGUUC
Messenger RNA from Pyrus x bretschneideri (Chinese white pear), 1484 nucleotides. RefSeq names its product AT-hook motif nuclear-localized protein 17-like. Lineage: Eukaryota; Viridiplantae; Streptophyta; Magnoliopsida; Rosales; Rosaceae. The record is from RefSeq and is a predicted model, not a curated record. Gene Ontology annotation, cellular component: nucleus. The coding region runs from base 325 to 1293 and encodes 322 amino acids. The transcript has a single exon. Gene Ontology annotation, molecular function: DNA-binding transcription factor activity; minor groove of adenine-thymine-rich DNA binding.